Molecule: messenger RNA, 1855 nt
Organism: Anneissia japonica
Lineage: Eukaryota; Metazoa; Echinodermata; Crinoidea; Comatulida; Comatulidae
Exons: 5
Coding region: 129-608 (159 amino acids)
Source: RefSeq, a predicted model, not a curated record
CCUCUUUGUAUUUUUAUUUCAGAAUUUCAGACAAACUCACAUUCUCCGGUGUCUUAAAAAAGUACCUACAUACAACAGAAAGUAACCCAAUUCAUCGUCAGAGGUUAAAAGAAUACAUAUGUGACGACAUGGGCAAUGUGGAAGCCUAUAUGGAGUAUGACAGAAGCAGUCAACAAAGUAAAAAGUAUUACAAACUUGAUCUUGAUAAGCCUAUUGAAGAAAACUUAAAAGGGAAGUUGGUCAUUGAGUUUCCCACAGUUCAUGUGGUUCUGAAGGGUGAUGCAGACGUUUAUAAAACAAAAGUACUCACAGAAGAUAUCAAAAAUGAAGUCACAAACAUAAAUCACAUUAUCACCAGUCCAUCAAGAAAAGAAAGUGUGCAAAAUGAAACAAUGGAGGAUUCUAGUGAACAAGUAGAACUGGAGGAGGAAAGGGAAAAUGAUGAAGCAAAGGUGGAAACUGUUGAAGACCUAAGCAUCAUCGCAGAGCAAAGAGAACAAUAUAAUGAAUUGGUAGAAGACGUUCGGGUGGCACAUACUAACCAACACAGGUCAAAUGAACUGGAGGAGGGAGAAAUUAGUGACAACGAGGAAGUCAUAGAAGGAUAAAUAAUAUUUUAAUGCAGACCAAGAAUCAUUUUAAAGAUUGACCUAUGAACACAAAAAUUGUUUGACAUCAUCUCCGAGCACCCAUUUAUCUCUCAAUAGAUGCUGAGCUGACAGCGCCCUUGCAUUCAUUUCCCUAGCUUUUGACUGCAUAAAAAAUAGCAUUCAUAAAGACAGUGGAACGACCAUCAGCUUACGAAUUAUCUAUUUUUGAGACAACACGAUACCGUCUGCUGAUUGUGGGGAUUGUCAUUAAAAACGAUCCAUUUACCUGCCUCUUGAUCAGUGACGUAAUACAUACCCUUGUACGACCAAUCCAUUACUUGUCGGGUGCGGUGAGGGCCCGGCUUAACAGCUAUGAGCUUUCACCGACUAGAGCCAAGAACGCGGGAUAUUCUUCAGCAUUUUUCAUUUUGCCCCAAGUUGUCCAUUCAUGGAGCUGAACAAAAAAAAGCAUCAAAAGACGUUGAAGCGGACAGAGGGUUCUAUAGCCCCCAGGGUAGCAGGGCCCAGGCUUUUUUAGUUAGGCCACUAUCAGCAGCAGUAUACCAAGUUUUAUCUCCUUCAACAGUCGGCCGAUGCGGAUUGAAUUUUAAUAAAAAUCUGUUCAGACUUCCACCGCAACGUCUAGUGCUCACAGGGAUCGCAGUUAGAUUUGUUGUACGACGCAGUGAUGGCCCGGAUUUACUCUCAACAUUACUAUGCUUGGCCAAAGGCAACGAGCAAUACAGCCACACCUGGUAGUGCAUUGAAUGUAAAUUUUAACUUCGGAAUAUAUAAAAUGGUGAUUGAUUUAUAAAGCAAUUAGUUGAAUUUUAAGGCAGUGUUGGGAAAAGCAUCAUCGGAAGAGCCAUAUAUUAUUUGCAUUAAAAUUUUAAGACGAGAGUGAUAUCGUGAUAAGAAGUUAAAAGGUAACUUAAUCAAAUGCAUGAAUAAUUCUGUAUUUUCUAUACUGCAUUCUUUCAUAAAAUCCGAAAUUGUCUGGUAAACUGAUUUUCAUAAUGAAAUGGCUAGAAACAAAUUCUUACGAUCAUUGUUUUGUAUAUGAAUAAUUUGUUUGUGAGACUAGUGCAUGAAUUUAAAAACCAAAUAUUUCACUAAACAAUAUAAAACCAUUUUAUUGUAUUAUCACAAACUUCUAAUACUUUUUUUACAUGAGAAAGUGUGUGCAUUCUUAAAAUAUAAUUGCUAUUCAGGCAUGAUGUGCUAUUACUCAAAACCUAUGAUUUAACUAAUUUCAGUGUUAUACA